AUGGAUUACCAGUCAGCGAGGGUGACUCCUGGGACCCCCGGGGCGCAGCACUUGGAUGUGGGCGACACCAUCAUUAUGAUCGAGGGCCACGACGCCCGCUCCCUGUGCCACUUCGACGCCUACGAUCUCAUAAAGGGUGCUGGGAACAGCGUGGAGCUCACAGUGAGGAAGGGCUCGUCACGCCCUCGCCACCUACAUCUCUUGACUGUGUUUGUUCCGUGCUACUCUGCUGACUCCCCUUACCACCAGUUGCACUAUGCGACCUGCCGUGCUCUCAGUGCCUUGCAGAAUGACGAGCAGGACGAGCAACACUUGGUGGAGGAGAACCUAGCGCAUCAAGAGAAGCUGGAGCAACAAAUAGUGGAGGAACGACAGACCCGGCCAAGAGGCGUUCGUUCCCCCUCCCAGGCCUCGUCCUCUCAGUCCCCCCAUCGCUAUCCGUCUCCCCUUCAGCUGAGUUCUCCCACUAGGGGGCUUACGUCUCCGUCUCGCUUCUCAGAGUCACCCGUUAGGCAGGUCUCGCCGCCAAUACAGGUUGCCUCCCCAUCCUCUCAGUUUCCAUCGUCACCUGACAUGUCCUCUCCCAGCCACGUGCCGUCCUCCCCCACCUCCACCUCCUUCACUUCCGCCUACUCCAGUCCACCCGACCAGUUCUCCCCGCCUGCAUACGUGACCUCCCCGCCACACUUCCACCUUCAUAAGUCACACCUUUAUUUUCAGCCACACUCCCCACAGCCACACCUACAGUCGCCUUACGCACAGCCACAGCCACAGCUACAGUCACAGGUACAUUUACAACAACAGUCACAUAUACAGUCACUGCAACAGUUACAAAUACUACAGUCACAGCAACAGUCACAAAUACAGUCACAGAUACAGUCGCCGGGCCCACAGCCACAGCAACAGCCACAGAUACAAUCUCCGCGUCCACAGCCUCAGCAAUACCCACAGCAUCAGUUACAGCAACAGUCACAGAUCCAAUCACCACGCCCACAGCCACAGCAACAGCCAGAGAUUCAAUCACCACGUCCACAGCCACAGCAACAGCCGCAAUCACAAUCACAGAUACAAUCACCACGUCCACAACCACAACCACAGCCACAGCAACAGUCACAAAUUCAGUCACCGCGCCCACAGUCACAACCUCAGCCACAGCAACAGCCACAGAUACAGUCCCCGCGCCCACAGCCACAGCAACAGACGCAGAUACUGUCACCACGACCACAGCCACAGCAACAGACGCAGGUACAGUCACCACGCCCGCAGCCACAAGCACAGCCGCAAUCACAAUCACAGAUACAAUCCCCGCGCCCACAGCCACAGCAACAACCACAGCAACUAUCACAGAUUCAAUCACCACGCCCACAGCCACAGCAACAGUCACAGAUACAGUCCCCACGCCCACAGCCACAGCAACAGCCACAGCAACAGUCACAGAUACAGUCCCCGCGCCCACAGCCACAGCAACAACCACAGCAACUGUCACAGAUUCAAUCACCACGCCCACAGCCACAGCAACAACCGCAGUCACAGUCACAAAUACAAUCACCGCGUCCACAGCCACAGCAGCAGUCACAGAUACAAUCACCACGCCCACAACCACAGUCACAGACACAGGUGCAAUCACCACGCCCACAGCCGCCACAGCCACAGAUACAAUCCCCGCGCCCACAGCCACAGCAACAACCGCAGCAACAGUCACAGAUACAGUCACCACGCCCACAGCUACAGUCACAGAUACAGUCACCACGCCCACAGCUACAGUCGCAUCCACGGUCGCGGACGUCACCACACUUGAAGCCCCUACCAAAGACACAAAUACCGCCACAGCAGGAACCACUGGAGGAGGAAACAGCUCCAGUUUCAGCAGAGCACACAGAUGCACUCAAUGAGUCAGUCAUCCUUUCAAACUUACCAACAGACAACUUAUCAAGACAGGCAAACAACACACACCGUGCAGAGCUCCCACUCCUCCUCACAACUCCCGCCGCCCUCUGGAACACCCACGGAAGAGUCGGUGGAGGUUCAGGACCCACAGCUGUUGACGGAAGACCAAAAGAGGAGACAGCUUCAGCAACUCAUUCUGGAAAAGCGGCGAUUGGAGGAACUAAUGAUGAUUGCCAAAAGAAGGGAAUCGACCCCAACCCGACAGUCACCCGUUCCUCGGCAGUCAUCGAUCCCUCACCAGCCGUCCAGUGCUCAGGAAGACACUCCAGCUGUAACUGGACAAGCACAGUCCCCUGGGCUGGGCCAGCCGGCAAUACCAGUCGGUCUGACACGACAGACGGAAACAGUGACCAAAGAAUCGUCAUUAUCUCUUAA
This is a messenger RNA of Portunus trituberculatus (swimming crab), 2322 nucleotides long. Its product is annotated as transcription factor SPT20 homolog. Lineage: Eukaryota; Metazoa; Arthropoda; Malacostraca; Decapoda; Portunidae. Gene Ontology annotation, molecular function: protein binding. Bases 1 to 2322 code for a protein of 773 amino acids. The record is from RefSeq and is a predicted model, not a curated record. The transcript has 7 exons.